AUGAAAAGAUACUGCCUCGUAUUUAUCUGUAACCAUGAAAUUAAGGACUCUUCCCAUAUAUUUUUCCUGCUCGGCCUGGGCUGGGCCGAUGAACAAGCACCGAAAGUCUUAUCACUCCCUAUUCAGCGAAAUGCAGAGGUCCACCAGCGCUCGUUGACCCCCCGAGCAGGAACCCCCGUUGAACAGCUCGGCAACUACGUGCAACUCUCUUUAUAUGGCAUCAAUGUUACGAUUGGCACGCCUGGCCAGCAGGUUGCAGUCCAGCUUGACACGGGCAGCACUGACUUCUGGGUGUAUAGCCCAGAAGGAUGCAAAGAGGCUGGCUGUCAGGGCGGCUCCUUCAACGUGAAUGAUUCGUCUACAGCCUAUGUUCAAGACGCGAAUGGCUUUAACAUACAGUACGGUACUGCAGGGUCGUUUGUCAAGGGCGACUAUAUCUCAGACACUAUUCAGCUGCAAGAUAUCACUGUCAAGAAGAUGAACAUGGCAGUCGCGUAUUCGGCCAAGAAUGAACGGACUGGCAUCUUGGGUGUCGGUUUCGACGUGAACGAGGCUUUGGUGACCAACCAACAUGAGAAGCCGUACGCCAAUUUCAUUGAUCUGCUUGUAUCCGAAAAAGUUAUCAAUACUUCCGGUCAGAUCCUCUUUGGUGGCUACGACACCGACAAAUACACCGGCGAGCUCUACGGCCUCGACAUCCAGCCCGACGCAAAUACAAACACUAUCAGCACCAUGACCGUCGCUCUGACUUCUCUCGGCCUUGAGACGUCACACGAAGUUCAGUAUCUCUCACUAAGCGGUAACAAUGCUGUUCCAGUCUUGCUAGACUCUGGUACGACGUUACUCCAAGUGCCCUCGGACGUGUUUGAAGAAUUCGCAGAAGUAACCAUGCUCAAUGGGAACAAAGGCUGCAAGUUUGGCGUCCAAGAAGGAGAUGAAUGGAUUCUAGGGGAUACAUUUUUGCGAUCCGCUUACGUUGUUUAUGAUUUAGAUGAGGAGAAGAUAUGGCUUGCUCGAACCAAGUACAACAGCACGUCGUCGAAUAUGGUAGAAAUCGGGGUGGAAAGGGUAGCAGCACCACCAUCUCCAUUGCCGCCACGGGGCUUGUUGGAGGAGGUUGAAACUGGUGCUCCGUCAUUCUCGCUCCCAGCCAGUGCUACGGCGACAUUGACGGGCGGUCUUGGUCAAGCUACGAGUGCAACGGGCACUGCAUCAGGGACUGCAACGGGCUCGACCUCGUCUCCUUCUGCUUCGGGGUCCUCUGCUGCGUCAUCUACGCAGAUGGAUAAGUUGUCGUUUAUGCCGGCAGCAUUGGUCGCAGUUAUUGGAUUGUUGAUGUGA
Molecule: messenger RNA, 1341 nt
Organism: Talaromyces proteolyticus
Lineage: Eukaryota; Fungi; Ascomycota; Eurotiomycetes; Eurotiales; Trichocomaceae
Product: aspartic peptidase domain-containing protein
Exons: 5
Coding region: 1-1341 (446 amino acids)
Biological process (GO): proteolysis
Molecular function (GO): aspartic-type endopeptidase activity
Source: RefSeq, a predicted model, not a curated record